CGAGGAAACGCGGUGAUUUCGAUUCAUUUUGGUUGAUUUGUUUGUGCUGUGCGGACGUUUUUCAAAGCUAUAUUAUUAUUAUUUUUCGAGUUUCAUUGGAGAAAACUUAUCAGCAAAAAUGUCGUCGAGUGCAUCUUUACGUAGUUAUAAAAACACCGGGAAAACGAUGGAUCAUCUGAAAAAUAAGCGAAGAGAAGGGGCGGUCCAAAUUCGAAAACAUCAUCGCGCUGAACAACUUCUGAAGCGUCGAAAUAUCGUUCUGGAAGACUUGAACACAAGCCCACUGAAAGAGAUCAACAGUGAAUAUUCUACAUCGACCGGAAUAUCCAUGAAUUUUGAGGAAAUUGUGCAAGGCAUUUUCUGUGAUUCUGACAAAGAGAAACAGUUUCUUUGCACCCAAAAUGCCAGAAAAAUUUUGUCUCGUGAGCGGCAUCCACCUAUUAACAAAAUGAUAGAAGCUAACAUUAUUCCGAAGCUUGUAACAUUCCUGAAAUGGGAUGACAAUCCACAGAUGCAAUUUGAAGCUGCCUGGGCCCUGACAAACAUUGCAUCGGGAAAUAGUGAGCAAACUUGUGCUGUAGUCCAUGGAGGUGCCGUCCCAAACCUCAUUGAAAUGCUUUCUCAUUCUGCCAUGAAUGUCGUUGAACAAGCAGUUUGGGCGCUUGGCAAUAUCGCUGGUGACGGAGCGCCGAUGCGUGACUAUCUUCUUGAUAAAGGAAUUGUAAAACCACUCAUCGCUCUCGUGAAAGACGAUGCACAAGUUUCCUUUUUACAAAAUCUCACGUGGACGAUUUCAAAUCUUUGUCGAAACAAAAAUCCACACACUUCACUUCCGUAUGUCGUUCAACUUCUACCGACGAUCGUCAAGCUUGUUAAUUGCGUCGAUAAGCAAGUUCGAACAGACGCUUGCUGGGCACUCAGCUACAUCACGGACGGACCAAACGAACGAAUCGAACUCGUCAUUAAGACCGGCGUUGUCGAGACACUCGUGCAUAUCCUAUCAAGUAUUCAAGAUGUUCUUGUCAUCACACCAGUCCUGCGAACCCUCGGAAACAUCGUCACAGGCACUGACCAACAAACCCAACUUGUUAUAGACUUGGGAGUGCUUCGAGUCUUUUCACAGCUUUUGCACCACGAAAAGCAGACAAUACAGAAGGAGGCUGCUUGGACAUUGAGCAACAUCACAGCUGGUACUCAAAUCCAAAUUCAAGCAGUGAUUGACGCAAACGUUAUGCCACGAAUCGUUGAGUUGCUCUCACACGGUGAUUACAAAACUCAAAAAGAAGCUUGCUGGACCGUCACAAACUUUACGUCUGGUGCGUCCUUGGAACAACUUUACUAUUUGAUGAAUCUUGGAGCCGUUCCAGGUCUCUGCGGAAUGCUGGCUUCCAAAGAGACAAAAAUACUCCACGUUUGUCUCGACGGAAUUUCGAAUCUGCUCAUAACCGCUGAAAAAAUGAACAAACGAGAUGAGCUUUGUGACGUUAUCGAAGAGUGCGAAGGCAUCGACAAGAUCGAAAAAUUACAACAGCAUGAGAACGAAACCGUCUACUCGAUGGCGUUACAUAUCAUUGACCGAUUCUUCGCCGAAGAAGACCAGGAGCAUGAAGAACUCGCACCAGGAGCGGUGAACGGUGAAUUCCAGUUUACAGCACAACCAGCUACUACUCAGUACACUUUAUAAAAGCAGACUUUCUGAAAUUUUUUUGAUGAGUGAUAAAAUGACUUUUUGCUGUUGAUACAAACCUGAAUUUGACAAUUUGACCCAGGAAGUGAUACAGGAUGUAAUAUUACAAUUCCGACACUUUGAUCAUUGAUCAUUUUUGAGUCUCCCAGUGUAAAAACCUUCAUUUCUGAAAAUUAUAAAAUUCAGCAACCAAUCAAAUCGCUGCUCAAACUUUUCUGCAUUUACUAAUUCAAACUCCUCUAUGUGUGACAAGAAUUACUGUGUGUUAGUUCAAAAAUUCUUUAACCAGGGUUGUAAUUUCUAAUUGUACUAUUAGCAGUUGAGUAUUGGACUAUCUGUCAUCACCCUUUUCAUUCUUAUUAACAUUCUAGAUCUUGAUGUAUAUAAACUAUCAGAUUUAGCAUUUUUCUGCCAUUCCCUGUUGGAACUUUUUCCUUGCUUAUCAGACUAUUAAAACAGGCUUUUGCCAAGUCUUUCUUUCAUUGAUAAAAAUUAAUCAACUUUAUUUCAAUAUGAAAAUGAGUCGUAAUGAUUUAAUAUCUCUGUUAAAGCUUAGAAACAAAUUAUGUGCCCGUUAUUCUCAUCCAACUUAUGAAAUUUUAAUUUUUUAUUCUGCAUGUCAGCUUUUGGCAAGUUUAUUUGGCAUUUUUUAAAAUAACUUCAUUCUUCUUUUUUCUGUAUGAGAAUACCAAAGUCAUAACCAACCAGAUAUGCAAGUAAUCGAUCUGUUAAAGCUUCCCAAGAUUUUGUGCUAAUAAUGCCUUUCUAGCUGAUAAAAUUAAACUAACAAUGCAUGUUUUUGUCCUAUACC
Molecule: messenger RNA, 2498 nt
Organism: Styela clava
Lineage: Eukaryota; Metazoa; Chordata; Ascidiacea; Stolidobranchia; Styelidae
Source: RefSeq, a predicted model, not a curated record